AGCGCUCCGCUCCCGCAGGACGCGGCCCGGGGCGGGGGCGGCCGCUCGCAGCCAUGCCGGGCCCGGGGCGCUGAGCCUGCCCCGGCCCCCGCCGCCCCGCACAAUGGAAGAGGAGAGCAUUAAGCAGAGCUCCCGAUCCUCUGAGGCAGCUGAAGAUGAAAAGGACCAGCGCACAGUGACAGUCAACCACUCUCACAUGAAAAAGGCAUUCAAGGUCAUGAAUGAAUUACGGAGCAAACGGCUCCUCUGUGAUGUGGUGAUUGUGGCUGAAACUGUGGAGAUGGAAGCCCACCGUGUGGUCCUUGCAGCCUGCAGCCCUUAUUUUUGUGCCAUGUUUACAGGAGACAUGUCUGAAAGUAAAGCCAAGAAGAUUGAAAUAAAAGAUGUUGAUGGGCAGACACUGAGGAAGCUGAUUGAUUAUAUCUACACUGCUGAGAUCGAGGUCACAGAAGAGAACGUGCAGGUUUUGUUGCCAGCUGCUAGUUUAUUGCAAUUGAUGGAUGUUAGAAAAAACUGCUGUGACUUUCUUCAGUCCCAGCUGCAUCCCACAAACUGUCUUGGAAUCCGAGCUUUUGCUGAUGUGCACGCGUGCACGGAACUGCUGCAGCAGGCAAAUGCCUAUGCAGAGCAGCACUUCCCUGAGGUGAUGCUAGGAGAAGAAUUUCUUAGCCUUAGUCUGGACCAGGUUUGCAGUUUAAUAUCGAGUGACAAGCUGACAGUCUCCUCUGAAGAAAAGGUUUUUGAAGCAGUUAUUUCUUGGAUAAAUUACGAGAAGGAAUCUCGCUUGGAGCACAUGGCUAAACUGAUGGAGCACGUUCGCCUGCCCCUUUUGCCCAGAGAUUAUCUUGUACAGACAGUUGAAGAAGAAGCUUUAAUCAAGAAUAACAACACCUGUAAAGACUUCCUUAUUGAGGCCAUGAAGUAUCAUUUGCUUCCUCUGGAUCAAAGGCAGCUGAUAAAGAAUCCUAGGACAAAGCCAAGGACUCCCGUUAGCCUGCCAAAGGUGAUGAUUGUGGUGGGUGGACAAGCACCCAAAGCCAUUCGCAGUGUGGAGUGCUAUGAUUUUGAGGAGGAGCGGUGGGAUCAGGUUGCUGAGCUUCCCUCUCGAAGAUGCAGAGCAGGUGUGGUAUUUAUGGCUGGCAAUGUUUAUGCUGUUGGGGGCUUUAAUGGAUCUUUAAGGGUACGGACUGUUGAUGUGUAUGAUGGUGUGAAGGACCAGUGGACAUCCAUAGCCAGCAUGCAGGAAAGACGAAGCACGUUGGGCGCGGCGGUGCUCAAUGAUCUCCUGUACGCAGUGGGAGGCUUUGAUGGCAGCACUGGUCUGGCAUCAGUUGAGGCCUAUAGCUAUAAAACCAAUGAGUGGUUUUUUGUGGCUCCCAUGAAUACAAGAAGAAGCAGUGUUGGAGUUGGAGUUGUGGAGGGUAAACUCUAUGCUGUGGGGGGUUACGACGGAGCAUCCCGUCAGUGCCUUAGCACCGUCGAGCAGUACAACCCAGCCACCAACGAAUGGACCUACGUGGCUGACAUGAGCACUCGGCGCAGCGGUGCAGGUGUUGGUGUCCUCAGCGGGCUGCUGUAUGCUACUGGGGGGCAUGAUGGUCCCUUAGUAAGGAAGAGUGUGGAAGUCUAUGACCCGGGAACAAACACUUGGAAGCAAGUAGCAGACAUGAAUAUGUGUAGAAGAAAUGCAGGUGUGUGUGCUGUGAAUGGUCUUCUCUACGUGGUGGGAGGAGAUGAUGGGUCCUGUAAUUUGGCCUCAGUGGAAUACUACAAUCCCACCACGGACAAGUGGACGUUAUUACCAACCAGCAUGAGCACAGGCCGAAGUUAUGCAGGUGUGGCUGUGAUUCACAAACCAUUGUGACACACUAUCAAGCCCACGUGAGGAGCAGAGGUAAAGUGGAUCCAGCUAGGUGGUGUUGAGAAGAUGACUGACCUCUGACUUGACCCAUCUCAUUGCUGUUAACCUCUUAGCAUGACAAGUGAUACGUUACAAACAUCAUCUGCUCUGCAGUGGAUUGUGUAGCGAAACGAAAAUCCCUCUGGGGGCAUGUUCCAUGCUAGGCACGAGGUGUUGCUUGUUAUCUGUGGUGCAAUCAACUGUUCUUCUCAAUGGUUAGUGUCCUGAGAUAAACACAGUGCUUGGACUGCAGGCACUGGAUUUCUUGAGUGAAACGAAACUGCUACGUUUGGGCACGUGAGUAAAAAACAAACACUUCUGGAUUUCUUCACUACUGAUGCUCUGUGCACAUUAUCAGUUGAACUAUUUACUCACUGUGCCUGGAGGGUGGACUUUACUACAGGCAAUGGGAACUUCUGAGAACCAGCUGAGAAAAGUUGUCAGCAGAAAUGGACUGGAACAGGGUGCUCUGGCUCGAGUGUGACACUGUCUCAGUCAAACGUUUGUAUAUGCCACUGGACUACUGUAUGUAUCACUGAAAUGCUUGUCGUGUGGUGGAAAUAAAUACCAUGUGAUUUUUCUACUUGCCAUGAAUGCUGUUUGCUGUACGUGAUGGGACCUGCUGGGCAGUGCCUUCCCUGGGGCUGAAGUCUCAGUACCUGAACCAUGCAGAACUUUGCAACCCCACAAAACAUGUGCUGCUCCCACAGGGUUUAUUGCUCCUGUGAAACAAAUGUUUCUUGAAUAGAAAGGAUUCCCAACUCACAUGUUUCAGCUGUGCUGAAAGCUCCAGUUCUAGCUCUGUCCAGCAUCUCAAUGCCAUUUCAUAAUAGAUCAUUUAGGUGUUAAAAGAAAUACCUUACAUUGCCAUUAAUGUAGAGACAUUACAUACAGCAAAACCCUGUGUCACCCAAGCAGGGGUUACUGAGCAAAGUAAAAUACCUGCAGUGUUUUAAUGCUUCCAGAAUAUAGAGAUUAGCUAAUCACUGUCACUCUAAUUGCUAUUUUAAUCUUGCCUGCACUGAAGGCGUAUGAAGGAUUCAGAAGAUUAUUCAACGCAGACAAAUCUAGAUCCAUGCUGUAAGGUAGCUGUCUUGCUUGCAUCCCAAAUUCUUAAAGCUUUGGUUGAAGAUGAUGUUUGACUUUAAAGUGCAUUUUUGUGUCUCAUCCUGAGCUCUGGUAUACCUCUCCAUACAGGGGCAGACUCCCAAAAGACUCCUCAACUAAAUAGAACUAAUGAAGGAAAAUAUUUUCUCUCCUUUUUUGUUUCUCCCCCCCUGAUAUAGCUCAGCUGAGGCUCUCUGCAGUGGGCAGCUGGCCUGCAGGACUGAAUCUGCCUGUGUCCCUGUUGAGCUCCAGCACUUACCAGUGUUCUGCUGGCUUCUUUCAAAAGGACUCAGUGUGACCUUCUACAGUGGAAAAGAAAAAUACAUAAAAAUUUAUUUCAGAGGUAUCUAAGGCUAAAUCACCUUGUACAGCUCUUGUAGAGGAGUGAGUUACUUCUGUAAAUAAGUAGAUUUUAGUGUUGAAAUUGACACAGUUCUUGAAAGGUGGCUGCCUGUUCACUCUGGGGGAACAGCACCUACCUUGGCUUUGUCACCUCCCACAAAGAGGAGACUGAACUUCAUAUGGAACAUUAGGUAGCACCUGCUCCUCUUUGGAUAUUCUUGUUUUUACAGACAAAAGCAAACUGUCCAAAGAAAUGGUAGUAUUAUUCUUGAUGUCUACUCUUCCAUUGUAUGUCAACUCAGAGGCCUGGAAAACAGUAAUAAUAAAAAGAUUAAUUAGCCUUUUGUAGAAUACCCUUUAAACCUUUUGCUAUGGGCUCUACAAUCUGCACUGAAACGUGCCAAAGUUGUACAACAAGCUACUCUUCUAGGACAUGCUUCUUAUAGUAAAAGUUAUGGUAGGAAGGUAUCCCUGAUGGCACCUGCCCUCAGAUCAGGGUGUUUUUCUGCUAUUGUAAAAUGGCAUUUCUGCCCAGUGCUGGCCCAGGCCUGCAGCUUGUUGGACAGGGCUAGGACUUGCCACCCUUGCUAGGGAUGAGAGGUGGUGUUCCUGGCUGCAGCCAGUUCUCCUCGAUGGCAAAUGAUACCUUUCCUUCUUUCUUUUUCUCUUUCUUUCUGUCUGUCUGUCUUUGUCUUUGUUGUUCUGACUUUGUCUUUCUCUCUUUCUUUCUCUCCUUUUCUCUCUUUCUCUCUCUCUGUCUUUCUGUCCUUGUCUGUCUUUGUCUUUCUGUCUUUCUUUCUGUCUUCUUUUUGUUUCUCUUUCUAUCUUUUCUUCUUUCCUUCUCAAACAUUGCAGUGUUAUGCAAGUCAAGUGACCUCGUUUUCCAGCUAUGCAAUAUGAACAACCAUUACACGUGAUGAACCAGCUGCAUCCCCCCACACACACCUUGAAAUGCUUUUUGAAUCUGUCCUUCUUUGGUGUGUGGUGUCAUUAUUGUAUUUUUAAUUCUGAGCACCUGAGCCAGAUCCUUUACAGAUUGUCUUUUUCUAGGACUGAAAACGUAGCAUUAGCGCUAACACAUUUUACUGUAAAUAUUUUUAUAAGACAAUUUAAAACAAUUUUUUGAUUGCUUUUUAUGGUUGUCGAUGACAGUUGUGUUAAAUUUGGGAUCUAAUUCUUACACUCCAGUACAGUUUUCGCUGGCCAUGAUGUAGGUGUGAAUAUGUUUUCUGCACAAGAAAUUCUAUGAUGUAACUAAGAUCUGGGAUGGUUCUGAUGUUGAUUCUAACAGGAGGACAGCACUGGGAUCAACAUUGGGAGAGACACUGAAAUCCAUUACCUCAGUCACCAGUAGGCUCUUAGAUGAUUGGUUAUUUUACAACAACUUCAAUGCUCUGAUUUAAUUUUCUUGUGCCAUGUAUUUAUUUCCCAGUCAGCUUGGUGGACAAGCUGUCUCUUGGUGGUUUUGUUUCUCAGCUCCUGCGUGAGCUUGAAGGUGGAGGAGGCCCCAACAGGGUGGGUGCAAACCCCCAGGCUGCCAAAACCAGUCAAAUUAUUGCAGGAGGUUUUGUAAAAACUUCACAAAGCAAACUCAGGCUGCUUCCAUGCAGUGCUCUUUUGGGAACGUGAAGGCUUUCCUCAGCUCUUUCCUCUUGACAGCUCAUUUUGGGUGUCACAGCGUGCUGAUCCCUUGCAGACCCACCCUUGUGGGUGUCCCAAAGGUGACUUCGCUCUUGCAGAGUAAUUGUCCCCAGAAUGGACACCCAGAAACCCAGUAACAUUGGUGGUGGGUGCCCCUGGUGCUGGCACUGCAGAGUGGGCAGGUGGGUGUCAAGCAGGAGAGAUUUGCCUCAAGCCAUCUGUUGUUUCAACCACUUUGAAUCAAAUCCAUCUUUUCCAUUUGUGCCUAAUAGAUAAAUUGGGGGUGAUUAAAGCCCAUUUUGAGUUCAUUCAGUUUAUCCAAAUACUUUUUUUUUUUUUUUCUGUACAGAUGUGAACAGCACUGUAAUUAUCAUAAAUACACUUGGCAGCAUUUGCAUGACACCACCAUGAAAGCUUAAUACUGUUCUCUCAUUCACAGUGUUUGGAGACCAAAAUCAUUAAUAUCCAGUGAUGUGUGAUGCCUAUUUAUCAAGCUAACAUGAUGGUUCAACAGAUAAAUGCAGCUCGUUUGUAACCUUUGGGAUUUGUUACUAAUAAAAUGAAGUAUCAAAGCACUUGCCCCUUGGCUUAACGUCCUGCCCAUAAAUCACAUUCACAUGAGCAUAAUUUGUUGCUCAGAGCUACAGUGCUUGGGAAUGCUUUAGACUUUAUAGUCUGGAAAUGAGUUAAUUCACUUUUUUUCCUCUGCCCUUACCAUUUUUAUGGGUUUAUAAAUUAUUCUCCACUAGAGUGACAAUAAAUGAUUAUUGAGAAUUUUAA
Messenger RNA from Calypte anna (Anna's hummingbird), 5770 nucleotides. RefSeq names its product kelch like family member 3 (gene KLHL3). The record is from RefSeq and is a predicted model, not a curated record. Gene Ontology annotation, biological process: protein K48-linked ubiquitination; monoatomic ion homeostasis; renal sodium ion absorption. Gene Ontology annotation, cellular component: cytosol. The coding region runs from base 104 to 1864 and encodes 586 amino acids. Gene Ontology annotation, molecular function: protein binding. Lineage: Eukaryota; Metazoa; Chordata; Aves; Apodiformes; Trochilidae. The transcript is spliced from 15 exons.